Molecule: messenger RNA, 732 nt
Organism: Penicillium macrosclerotiorum
Lineage: Eukaryota; Fungi; Ascomycota; Eurotiomycetes; Eurotiales; Aspergillaceae
Exons: 1
Coding region: 1-732 (243 amino acids)
Source: RefSeq, a predicted model, not a curated record
AUGGUCGCCAAACGCUCCCCGAGAUACGGCGAGUACGAGAGCCAAGGGGCGAAGUGGGCGAAGUGGCUUAGGAACCCAUAUUCUUGCCCGAUUCCACGUUCACUGCACACGGUGAGAUCAUUGAGAAAGAGCGGAUGGUCGGUACGUCGAGACUUUCGCUCAAAUGCUCACCGUGCCACACGAACCUGGGACUACUUGGUUCCUCCUCAGGUUGUAUCGGUCGCUGCAAAAUAUAGCCUUGAGACUCGCCCCGUUUACAAAAGGUUCACGGCUUCCAAGUUAACCCAAGAUCGUCGAGGUAAAUAUGGCUGCAACAAAUACUCCAUUCAAGUCGGGCCCGGCAUCAUCUUUGCCCUCAGUAGCAACCGAGUCGAUGGGCCACACUGGUCCGAAAUUGCCUGGGCCCUCUACCGCCGCCAGAAUUACAAAGAGGGUCUACGGGUUGUCCUUCGAGUUGACAUCUCCAAUGAACAGACCAUGAAAUUUAUCCAAGAGGAGUUGUAUACCUCCAAGACUGGCUAUAUAUGGCCUGAUCCUGAACCGCGGGAAUGGAAGAUGGGUACGCAUGAGUACCAGGCCCUUCUAGGCACUCCCAAUGCCCGCGCAGUAGCCGCUUUGGUGCUGACGGCCUUUCCGCCGGGUACACGACAUAUUCCAGUGAUUCUCACUUGGGCCGAUGAGAACGAUAAGCUGCAGAUGCUGUUCGCCAUCGCGAACGAGACUUCGACGUAG